Molecule: messenger RNA, 624 nt
Organism: Suillus clintonianus
Lineage: Eukaryota; Fungi; Basidiomycota; Agaricomycetes; Boletales; Suillaceae
Exons: 1
Source: RefSeq, a predicted model, not a curated record
AUGGACAGACUACACUCUGAUCCCAGUUUACUUGUUUGCCCAGAUUUCAUGAGUGACCCGUAUCGCGUUAGUCGAGCGAGUCUGGUCACACCUACCAACACCGAAGCGCAAGCGGCAGAAACCUUGCGUGUGGUGUGGGUCACCACCAACAACACCUUAUGCGCUCAAUGGCAACAGCAAGUUGUAGAAGACGAAAGACUUCGAACUGAACAACAAUGUCAAGCCGAAGAAGAAGCCGAGAGACAACAACAGGCUCUUCGGCUCAAGGAAGAAGUUACCAAGGCUGAUGAGAAGAAGAAGAAUUGCAGCAAGCAUUUGGUCAUCCCUGUGCGUCCUCGUCCAGACACCACCGACGACGCAGCAUUGGUUUCCGACUUUGCCCUUCGCAAGAUCGACAAAGGGCAGUACGUCGAAUUGUACUACUGGACUAACAUAGGACUACAAGACGCACAUUGCUCCUAUCGCACCAGAGACGACGAAGGUAUGGUCCCUACCACCGGAGAAGAUGGCUCUACGGUCUGGGUCAAUGCAGGGGGGACCAAACCAUCUGACGGCGUCGUCGCGGAUCGCAACUUGUCAGUAGUGGACUUCACACAAGCCGUUCCGCGCAUGAUCGCCACGCUA